GAUCACGCUCAUUUAAUUUCAAAAUGGCAGCAUAGCAAAAUGUGUAUUGUAAAGUUUUGUGCAAACGGUAUAAAAAUGGCUAGUGAGAGUUUAGAAAAUAAAUCUGUGGUACAAAUAAGAAGAAAUAUUUUUGAAAAGUGUUUGUUUCCGGGUACUAUUUCGUGCGCUUCUAUUAAAUAUCAAAAACAAGGACAUUGGAGAUUGAGAAAAGCUCCUCAUAGUUACACAGGUUUAAAACAUAUGAACAAUCGAUUUAGGAGUGUUAAAUCUAUGCCAGAAUUAAAUUGUAUGGUCUGAAUAACAGAAACUACAAAAUGUGGAACAUUUCUAGAUUUGGUCAUGGAGGGUCCAUGAUGGGGCCAAAUUUCACACCUCAGAAGAGAGAUUUCAGUUAUAAUCUAACUAAUGUGGUUAUUGCUCCUGGCAAAUCAUUUCAAAACCCGAAUUUUGUAAAUAACCACUAUCCAAAUGUGCAUAGUCAUUAUAACAACCAGCUUUCUUUGCCAAACCAUAAUAUUUGUCAUACUCCUAUUGACAUACAUAAAAUUGCUCCUGUUGACAUACCUGCACCUGAAACUGUCAAACAAAAAUCUUUGAAUGAAAAUUCUAGUCAGAAUAUUGUAAAAACCAUUAAAGAAAAACUUUGUGAUAGCCCAAUAAAACAAAUUCCUGUGGAGAAUAAGCAAAUGUGCCAUACUAGAAAACGCUGCAAGAAAAAUAAAAGUCACAAGAGAAAAGAACCAAACAAAAAUUCUAAAGAACAUAAUACGAAAAGGCAAAUAAAUGAUAUGAUGGAAAUAGAUUUUGAACCAGACAUAUCGAUGAACAGCUGUGACACUAAUAUGACAACUCUACAAUCCCUCACACCUCCGACAACUAUGCGUUUAAAAGACUAUAUAGUGGAUGUAUCCAGCUCACCGAUCAAACUUAGCACAUCCAAUGAUGAUACUUUCACAUUUAUAUCUAUUACACCUCCCACAAACAAGUAUAUAAGAGAAAGGGAGUUGUCAACGUGCGAAUCAGAAGACAGUUUUAUAGUUUUUGAUAGUGGUACCGAUGAAGAAUUAAACUUUUCGGACGAAUCAAAAGAUAGUAUAGAAUUUGAAACUGAUAAUGACGAUCGGGAAGAUGAGGAGGAUGAUUCUGAUUCCGAAAUAGAUGAUGAUUUUGAUUCGUCGAAUUCUGUCGUCCCGUCCAAAAAGGUGCGGUUUGCGGAAAACGAAGAACUCUGCGAGAUACAUCCGAUGGUACAAUGGUCUUUUGCUUAUAGAAAUGCAAGAAAGGGACCUUGGGAGGAAUACGCUAGAGACAGGCAUAGAUUUAACAAAAGGAUCCAAGACACCGAAGAGGUACUUUCAAGUAUAUUUGAUCCAAAACAUAGAGAAAAUGUAUAUAGAGAACGAUUCGAAGAUCGUGUUUAAAUUUAUGUCUGGUAUUAUAUUAAAAUAUGUUGAGAAAUAGAUUUCCAGAAUAUAUUAAAUCCAAAUUCGAGGACAACUUCAAAUCAGUCUUAACUAGUCGACAAACAAACCAUAUUGAGCUUGUGCUUUGCAAUUUUGAAGUCCCCAAUUUACAUAUAAUGUGAUUUGACACCAGGAAAAAAAUACUAUUGUUUUUUGUUGAAUGUAAAUCAAACUGAAAAAAAUCUACAUUUUUAUGUAUUUUGGAUAUCUGUUGCUCAAUUCAAAAUUUAUUUCUUUUGAGAUUAUAAAACGUCACGGAUAUUCUUGUAACAUAUAUUUAAACUACUAAUUUUCAUAACUAGGGUAGUUGGAGGCAAAAGCACGCAGUUUCAUUAUCUCCUGUUGUCUUCAGAAAUUAGAAUUGUUUAGAACUUUUCUAAUUUUAAAGGAGAGAUUCCAUAUGUGUUUCCUUUUCAAGUAUCGAUAGAAUUUCCAUAAGUUCACUAAUAAAUGAAAAACAUGUUUUUAAAAAUAUAUGCAUUAACCCCUAAAAAUGAGGCCACAAGUGCCCAAUCUACAUUUCUCUCAGUUCUCCCACUCCCCUGGUCUGAGAUCUCUCGUCGACAUUGCCUUGCUUACUCCUUUUAUGUAGGCCAUUUUCGUUCUUCUUUAUUUUUAACGUUCCAGUGGUUCUCAAGUCAUUAUUUGUUCUGAUAUCCUAUACUUCAUCGUCUACAAAUGGCCAUACCUGCUGAUUUGCUUUUCCUGUAUUUGCCUAGCCUUGCCAUUCAUCUUUUUCAUAUUGUGAUAUUUGUAAUAUGUUGGAGCUUUGAAAUUCCUGCUGCUUGCCUUCAAAAAUCCAUUUCUAGGGAUAAUAAAUUUGUUUCAUUCUUGACGUUAGCUACCACAUUUCACAUCCAUAUAAAACAAUGCUCUUGAAAAUUGUGUUGAAUAUUUGUUGUAUUUUUUUUAUUUAGAAAAUUUCACUAGACCAUGGUAUGGAGUUUAUUGCUUCAAUGAUUUUUUUCCAUUUAUUAUUCGUUCUUCUAUUUCUGGUUCUGUUCCGUAACUGCUUGUGAUCUUUGUUCCUAGAUACAUGUAUUCUUCAGUGGUCUCUAUUUGUCUUCCGUUUUCAAGUUGUAAUCUUCUAUGUCUGAUCCAACACAGAUAUAUUUAUGUUUUUAUAUAUUGACCUUUAACCCCUAUUUUUUUAUUCUGAUAUUCUAGUCAUGAGGUCCAAAUUAUCUUUGUCUUGAGAGAUUACUACCUGGUCAUUUGCGAAAUGUAGAGUGUAUGAUAACUCAGUCGGAUACCCAUUCUGUGACACAGAAUGUCUCAAAGCUUCAUCUCAACAGAUUUUGAAUAGCCUUGGCGAUAGACUGCAGCUUUGUCUCAAUUUCUUUGUUACGCCGAAGCUAGAGGAAAACUGGUUGUUUAUUUUGAUUUUUGAGGAGUUAUCAUAGUCUGUACUGUUCGAAUCAGAGUUACUUCUAGAGAAACGAACAGCAGCAUCUGUUGUUAUUUUUUUCUCAGUCAAUUGGUUCAAUGUAAAAAUAUGGUUUAUGCAUAAUCGUCCUGCUCUAAGCCGAGCCUGUUGUUUCAAUUGAUGUUAUUGAUAUUCUUUUUUCGAUUAGACAGUUCAGAAUUUCGCACCAAAAUUAAAAUGUAUAAAACCCCAAAUAAAAGAGAUGGUAAUUAGAAAUUAGCGGUAAAUUUAAGAGAGAACUGUUCUUUUGCUCUUAACUACCCUAUGUGAUCUUUGAAUUUAAUUUUUAUAUGGAAACUAAUAUUCUACCAUAAAUUCAAUAAAAUACAUAUUUUUCUAAAUUAUUAAGAUUGUUGGAAAAAUUAAUUAUAAAUUUUUUGAAUCAAUGUUCAUUACUAAACUUUAAAAUCAUUCCACUUAAUGAGCAAUAAGAAUCUUAUUGUCCAUAUUAAAUAACAAUCUAAUUUGUGAUCUUAUAUUUAUAAACAAUGUUUAUAAGCUGAAAACUCUCCAUUCUGCAUUCGUAAAUACAUCAACGCAAUCUAAAUUCACUUGAAUAAUUAAUACAUAUCAUUUAAAAUUAAUUAGUUAAUUAACGACUUUCCUAAAGAUUAAUUAUAUGCUUUCCAACUACCUAUCAUCUACAUAUUAAUAAUUUUGAAUGUGAAUACAAUUUACGCUACCAUAAAAUAGACUGAAGGUGAUGGUGUAGAAGUAGUGUAAAUUGUUUCAACUUAUGAAUUUAGAAAUUUUGCUGCGUUUCAUAUAUAUUCGUGAUGCGCUUAUAAUCUUCCUGGCUGUGAUGUUCAAUAGAUAGGAAACACAUUAUUCUUGCCUUGCUUCAAAUUAAUAUUGAUUAAUUACUUUCAAUCUGUGAUAUUUUUAACAUUGCCACUAAGAUCUGAUUUAUUAACAUGUAUCAUUGAAACAAUUUUGAGGUAUUUUUAGUUAUAGAAACUAUUAAAAAAGCGUCAUUUUGGUAGAAUGUAAUUUUGAAUGAAUAUUCCAGGAGAAUUAAUUUACAUUUUAAAGGGAAAAGCUAAAUUUAAGAAAAAAAUCAGUACUUAUUAUUUUUUCUUCUAGUACCUUUACAGAUACAACAUUUUUAUAUCCCCUAGUUAUGUAGAACAAUAAGCCUUUGAAGUUUUAUCAUCAAUUGGUAUAAAUCAGUAUAAUGAAAAUGAAAAGUUAUAGCAAAAAUUAUUUGAAAAUGGCUUCAAAAAAUAAUAUGAUUUUAAUAUUUUCUUACUUUAGGUACCCUAAUGUUGACCUAUCAAAAGACAUUUUAACCUGACAGAAAACCACUUUAAACGCAAAAUUCAAUAUUUCAUAUUUCUAGAAAUAAAUAAAAAAUAAAUUAUAUGCACAUAUAACAUGGAACAGUAGUUGAUAGGGUGCAGUUAUCAGUAAUAGUCAUAAAAAACGCUAUUUAAGUAUUCUACCUUCCUUUUGACAAAUGAAUGUUCUGAAAUGUAGAACGUUUAGAAAACUAUAAAAUAUAAGCUGAAGAAUUUUUUCUUCUUCGAUUUCUAAAUUGUUAUGGUGCUUCCAUAGAAGAAACUAACUGUAAAUGAAUUAUUUCUCUGUUAUAAAUAUAAACUUUGAAUUUUAAAGAACUCAAAAUUUAGCUUAAACUUUUUAAAAUGAAUCAAUUGUCCUGGACUGAGAAUGGAAAAAACACAACUUUCUAUCAGAAUCAAUUAAUUAAAAAAAUUAUUUAUAACAAGAUUUAAUUGUUUCAUUUAAUCAUAAAGUUUUAUAUAUGAAUGAAUUUAAAUAAAAAAGUACCUUUGGAGAUAAAUAACAUUAUUUUUAUCAGAUUAUUUGAAGUAAGUGCAAACCAUGUCAUAGAAAUUAUUAUUUAUAAAAAAUAAUGUAAUCUAAAUUUUAUAUUACUCUAUAUAAAUAGGGUAAUAAUAAUAAAAUAAUUCCUCCUUUCUUGCCUAAAAUUUAACCAAUUAAUUUUCUGUAAAUAUUUUAGGUGUUGGUAGGGAUAAAUAUAUUUUAAGGUGAUUAACAAUAUUUUUUGUAAUAAGGAAAUAUUUUAGCAAAACAAUGCAAUCCAGAUUGAACAAUUUAUUAUUUAAAGGAAAAGAAUCUUCUUUUCUGAGGUAUUUAUGCUUUUAAGUUAUACAAAAAUGAUUUUUCUUGACACGCCUGCAACAUGCUUUAAUGCUUCAUCUGCUACAACUUGAUAAUACAAAUUAUUGUACCUGCCCAAUUUCCAUGUAUAUUUAUCGUGUUUGAAAAUAUGUCCAAAGUAUUCAAAAAGCUUUUCCUCAAUUGAAACGAUUUUGCUUAUAUUUGUUCAUAAUAUCUCUUUAAUGUUCCAUAAUUUUUGUUGAAAAAUAACAUCUGUAUUUUAUUUAUUUUCCUAUUUAUACUACCCUACAGCGCAAAGGCAAAUUAAAGUUGGGAAACACAUACAUAAGAGUUAAAAAUUGAACAAUUAAAGUUGUAAAGUACAAAUAAACAUUGCUACAUUUAGAUUAAGUAUAAGUAAUAUAUACUUACAUACACACAAAAAUAUGAAAAAAGUAAGCAGUUCUAAAAUUCCAUGAUAACUCUGCCAAAUACGAAUAAUGAGAAAGUUAUAGAACGGAAAAAAAUUUCUUUUUAUGUUAGAAAUAGAAAAAUAUCCAGAGAGUUCUGCAUUUGAUAGUGAUAUAAAUUAGUUCUAGCAACUGGAAAGUGGAAUAAAGAGUGGAAGUGGGUGCAACUCGAAGAGUAUUUAUUCUUAAAAGUCCUACCAAUUCUGGACAUUAAAUUUUAUUCAUCACAAUUUUGUGAAAAAAUAUCAAGGAGGAACACAUACGUCUAGUCCAUAGUUUCCCAAGGUUAGACCCGCGAGGGAGCAAUUCCAAAGUGUACCUGAAAUAAGUUUAGCCGCUUUGGUCUGUGCCAGUUCAAUACAAUCCUAGAGUUAUAUAGCCUAUUUCUUUGAAAAAUAGUUUUAUUGGCUCCGGAGGUGUUAAGUAACUAAUAACGCUAUACUUAUCACUUCUGAAUAUUCUAUUAGCUGAUUUUGAAGAAAGGUUUUUUGAUCUAAAACACUUUUUUUGUAGUCUAAAGAUAGGUUGAAACGACCAAUCACAAAUUGUAUUUAUGUCAGAUUGUAGUAGUCAUUAAUGUUCGAUAUGGAAUGAUAAUGGCUUCAAAUCAUCUGCAUAAAGGAGAAUAUUAGAAUUUUUUUUCCUGAUACAAUGUCAUAUAUAAAUAAUAAAAAUGACAGUGGCUCAAGUACUGAACCCUAGGGCACUCCAGAAGAUGCGUUAAUUUCUAUGGAGUUAAAACAAUUGUAAGUAACUGUAAGUAUGACAAAAAAGUAAAUGGAUUAAUUAAAGCAAUGUUGUAUAGUUUAAUCAGAAGAAUGCCGUGAUCCAAGCGAUAAAAAGCUUUGAGAAAAUCUGUAUAGAUGACAUCAACCUGACCACCGCUAUCCAAUUGUUCUGCCGAAUACUGCUUGAGCACAUUAAAUUCGAGACCGUCGAUCUAACAGGAUAAAAACCGUGCUGUUUAUUACAUAUGAAUAGUUUCAUGUGGUGGACAACAACUUCGUGAAGCAGAAAAGUUGAAAAUAAUUGUGAUGGGUCGAUAGUUCCCAAUAACAACCUUAUUAUCUUUUUUAAAAAUGGGACAAAUUCGUCCAGGUUUCCAUAUCACCGGAAAUUUACCACAUUUUAACGAGAGAUUAAAAAUACAACACAAUUGGCAGAGCAGACGUACAGUCUCAUAAUAGAAAGGCUGGUUAGGAUCGGCACCAGAUAGGGUUUGGUUUUAAUUUUUUUAGGCUAUUUGAAACUUUAGACUCUGUGAUAUAGGGAGUAACACAAGGCCAACAAUUUAUUUUUGAAUGGAUUCUAUAUAUCAGAAUAUUCUGCUACUCUAUAAAUUAUUAAUAAUAAAGUAUGAAUAAAGUUACGAAGUAGUACUUGAUAAAGUAUUUUGAACAUUUUAUUGGCAUUCGUUCAAUUUCAAAUAUUUUUAGUGCGGGUGAUGUCAUUCAGAUGACUAAUUUGUGGAAAACAAACUUUAUUUUCAAAAUCUAGUAAAAGGAAACUCAAAUUUUAUGUUUCAUGAUAGGAUCGCCAAAAUUAUCGUAUAGGAAAUUCAGAGUUAAUGCUUAUUAAACUAUUUGUAACUUGGAAUCUUCUCUUAAAGAGAAAUAUCUUGUUCUGCGAAACUUUCUGAUAGUAAUUUAUUCAGAUUAACAUUUUUAAUGUCUGUAAGUGUCUGCCCCUUCGUUAGAAUGUAAGAGUCAUGAAUAAACCUUUCUCUAAUUCUUCCAUUUUGUCUUGUCCGUAUCAAAUCAAAGCAUCUGCUGUCGGACAGCCAUGUAAACCUAAACUUGUUUGUAUACUGAAAGUUACCUAAAACGUCUAGUCGUUGUAUUACUUACGAAAAAGUUUUUUAUUUCACAGUAUUUAUUAACCCAGUAGAGAGGAACCUUGGAUUAAAAUAAUAGUUGUAACUAAAUCUUUUAUUUUUGAAUCCAAUUUAUACAUCAUAAUAUUAACCAAUAUUUUACAAUCAUUAUUGUAGACUGACAGAAAAAUUAAGCAUAUGCCCCAGAAAGUAAUGGUUCUUAUUUACCACAAUAUUAUAAAAUAACCAAAUGAAAAGUACCUAUUUUAACCCAAAGUAUUUCAUAAAAUAUUUGUUUUAAAUAGCGGUGCUAUUAUUUUUGUUAAUUAAAAUAAUGUCAUUGUAAUAAAUUUAAAAAU
Molecule: messenger RNA, 7613 nt
Organism: Diorhabda sublineata
Lineage: Eukaryota; Metazoa; Arthropoda; Insecta; Coleoptera; Chrysomelidae
Gene: PPP1R15
Exons: 3
Coding region: 315-1421 (368 amino acids)
Biological process (GO): response to endoplasmic reticulum stress
Cellular component (GO): protein phosphatase type 1 complex; endoplasmic reticulum
Molecular function (GO): protein phosphatase regulator activity
Source: RefSeq, a predicted model, not a curated record